AACCUCGUUUACUGUAAGCAAAAUUCAGUCUGCUCAAGCUAUCAUAUCAUAAUUAGACUUCUUCGACAAGUUGCUAAACCGUCUGUACCUAAAACUGUCGGGUCAGAGGUCAGACAAGUGGGAGACGGAACCAACAUCUAUAGGAGUGCUGCCACGUUCUUGAUAUGCACAGGCCGUACAAAAACGUUUCAAUCUUUUUCUCAUUUGACGGUAACAUCAUCGCGACGUCAUUUAAAAGUGUUCUCAUUUUGAGGUACAUCGUGUAUUUCUUGUUCUUUUGUUUUAAUCACACAUUUUCCAGGAUGUUGCUGACAUCGCGGUCCUCAAUUUUCGUCUCCUUCGUGGUUUUAAUUUCGGUGAUGACGUUCAUGUAUGUCUUCGUCAACCUGACAGUUUUAGUUCAUCGCCAACCACAAAAUGAUGGACUUUCUGAAAGUACCAAUGUCCGUGGUGUUGAGUACACAGAAGCUGCAGGUAUCCAACAUCAACGAUGGACACGUGCACACAGAGUCUGCGAAAACAUCAUAGGACUCAAACCAGUCAAUAUUUUGAAGGACCAACUAAGAUUUCCCGUAACAGAUCAUGAAAAAGUGUGGCUUAGAUUGACUUACUUCGUUGAUGAUCGAAAAGUCGCAUUCGUCUUAGUGCUUAAGGCAGGUUUUUCAAACUGGCUCGACUUCAUAUCAAGCAUUUUGACGGAAGGGAAGGCCGAGUGCAGAGAAGGGUCGGGUUUGCCUUUUACUUUGGAUGAAAUCAGACCAAAGCUCAGGACCUACAAGAAAGUUAUCUUUGUCCGCAACCCAAUCAGCCGUCUCGUGUCCGGAUACGUGGAUAAGUUUGUGAACUUACCAACGGAAUACUACACCAACAUGUCAAGGGACAUCAUCAAGGAAGUUCGUGGGGAGGCUAUCGCUAAGAGUCGGCGUCCAGACAUGACAUUCCCGGAGUUUCUGCACUACAUUUUAACAACAAAAGAAAUAUUGGACGCCCACUGGUUACCUAUUCAUGAGCAAAAAGUACCCUGUGACAUUGACUAUGAUUUCAUUGGAAAGGUUGAAACUGUGUCUCGAGACAUCGAAUACAUGAAAUCGCUGUACAACAUAAGCAAGAGCGCCGUGUAUAAGCAAUCGUAUAUCUCCAACACGAAGCGAACCGAACUUAUGGUAAAUUAUUACCGCAAUAUAACAACCGAGACUAUCGAGAAAGUCAUACAAAAGUACAAAUACGAUUUCCUCAUUUUCGGGUAUCCUUUGCCAAAAGAUGCAUCAAAUAUUUUGGAAUACAUUAAAAACGAUAUGAAAGCAGACGACUUUUAUAUCGCGUCUGAUUGAAGUCAUUGUGAUUUUUUUAAAUUCAAAUAAAUACAGUUUAAAGUGUAAAUUACCAACCAACCAUUACCAACGACGGAAGAAUUUGCCUUACAAGUAUAAGGAUAUUGAAGUAAGACAGACACAAUAUUAGCCUACACCAUUUUAUAAACAUAGACCAAGAUGUAUAAUGACACAAUUGAUUUAUUUUAAGUAUUCUCCAAUGAGCUGGGGUUCUUUAUCAGGUUUUCUGACAAAACGGAAGAUUGAAAUAUAUUUAAUGUAUUAUUUACAUUACACCAUAGGUUUUUGUUUAACAAAACAGUUGCUGGCAGUGUACACACUUUAU
Asterias rubens (European starfish) is the source of this 1656-nucleotide messenger RNA. RefSeq names its product carbohydrate sulfotransferase 11-like. Gene Ontology annotation, molecular function: sulfotransferase activity. The coding region runs from base 165 to 1331 and encodes 388 amino acids. NCBI's taxonomy places the organism in Eukaryota, Metazoa, Echinodermata, Asteroidea, Forcipulatida, Asteriidae. Gene Ontology annotation, cellular component: membrane. Gene Ontology annotation, biological process: carbohydrate biosynthetic process. The transcript is spliced from 2 exons. The record is from RefSeq and is a predicted model, not a curated record.